GCUAUCACUGCAAGUGUACACUGGCAUGCGCAGUACCUCAGGAGACCAUAUGCUACUAGAGCUGCACCGCAUUAUAAUUAGCAACAGCAAUUUGCGGGCUCGCACCCUGACAGACUGGUUCAUGCGCCGUGGCCUCGUCUUGACGAUCCCUUAAAGGCCGUCGACCGCAUCACGACUCAAGUUUGUGGUCUGUGCGCUUACUUGUAAGCAUGCUCUUGGUUGUACUAAUGGCCUGCAUGGCAUGGGCCAGCAAUGUCACGGCGUCUCAUGUUCACACAGGCCACACAAAUACUCCUCGUCAAGGAAUCAAGCAAACCGAUCCCAAGAGCAAGACCAUUUCAGGCCCCCUUCAUGCGAAACUCCACAAGAACAUAUUCGGAGAGGUGUCUUGUCAAAAGCCUGCCAAGGUCGUAUUUACCAUCUCUGGUCUGACAGUUGCCCCAGAGAAAUGCCCCAAGCCCAAAAAUCACCGUCGCGCAUCUUCAGACACUCCCCUGCCCAACGCUGUCUUCAAUCAUCACAAGAGCUCGUACGCACUGCUUGUCGACGUUUCUUUCAGCUCUCCAAAUAACGAGACAUUCCGCCUCGCUUUCGAUACGUCCAAUCCAUCUCUCACAACACUCAGUGCAACUGGACAACGAUUUUUGGCCGAUGCCGACGGCAUGGACAACAAGAUCUGGCAAGAGAUACAGGCUUAUGACGUGGAGACCACAGGCCGAAUCGUAAUCAAAGGUGAAAUUCAAGUGAACAUCAGUCCGUACUCUAAGUUUACUGCUGAUGAAUACAUUGAUGACGAAGUUCACAUCGGUGGCCAGCUGGCUCGCAAAGCAUCGGUGCUGGUGGCUUAUAAUGCUGAGCUUAUCAAACCAAUUGACGGCAUCUUUGGCAUUUCCCCAGAGGCAAGCGUUUUCUCUCACAUGGAAGAUCUUCCUGAGCAUGUUAUUGGCUUAGAAUUGCAGCACUUUACUAAGGAUGGCGGUUCUUUCACGAUCGGUACUGUAUCUAAAGCGUACGGUGAUCUCCAGUUCGUCAACAUUGUCAAGAAGCAGGCCAACCCACUUUUGGUUGGCAAAGAUCUCGUCGAAGGUAAGGCGUACGACCUUUUCGCUGUUGACGAUGCAUCACUCACAGUCGACGGUAAUUCCAUCAAGCUCUCUGGCGCCAUACUUGACACCUCACUUGCUAUCACCUUUUUACCUCGGGAGGCAUUCAAAGCCUUCGAAAAGGCUUUUAGUCCCACAAAGGAUCCCAGCUUUGUCCUCAGCUAUAUGUUGCCCUGCCAGGUCACAUCGGCUCUCAAGAGAUUGUCAUUCAACUUUGGUGGAGCUAAGCUUACCUUUAACAAAUUGGCUCUCAGCCACAACGGCCAGGAUAGCCUUUGCAUCAGUGCCAUCCAGCCCUGGGACCAAACGUACGCGGCAAUUGGCAGUCAUAUUCUGCUUGACAACUACGUCGCUUUAUACCUCAAGACUGAUACGCAGGAGCCCAAGGUCGGCAUUGCAUCGAAACAUGGUCACGCAACGAAACGUGAACAUUGAUGUUCGUGUUCCUCUUAAAGUGUAUGAGCACAAUACGCUCUCCUAGCACCCCACUUCUCAUAAACUGGCGGUAUUGAUUGCCGCCAUGAGCUUUCUUCUGCUUCUUAAGCAUAGAGUCAUAGACCUACACUUAAUUUCUACCUCUUCCUCUCG
This is a messenger RNA of Protomyces lactucae-debilis, 1691 nucleotides long. RefSeq names its product aspartic peptidase domain-containing protein. The transcript has a single exon. Lineage: Eukaryota; Fungi; Ascomycota; Taphrinomycetes; Taphrinales; Protomycetaceae. Gene Ontology annotation, molecular function: aspartic-type endopeptidase activity. Bases 210 to 1538 code for a protein of 442 amino acids. Gene Ontology annotation, biological process: proteolysis. The record is from RefSeq and is a predicted model, not a curated record.